Molecule: messenger RNA, 1072 nt
Organism: Pangasianodon hypophthalmus (striped catfish)
Lineage: Eukaryota; Metazoa; Chordata; Actinopteri; Siluriformes; Pangasiidae
Gene: bola1
Product: bolA family member 1
Exons: 2
Coding region: 193-636 (147 amino acids)
Cellular component (GO): mitochondrion
Source: RefSeq, a predicted model, not a curated record
UCAAAACACGUAAAACGUUUUUGGGUUCAGUUCCCCUUUUGGCCACUUGGCGGCGGCGGUGUGUUUUAUUUUUUCCGGCGCCGCAGCAACGAAGAAGAGCAACUGAGUCUCUUGUGCUUGUCUGAAGAAGACGAAGAAGAAGUGUGUCAACGUGAGGUCUGCUGUGGCCGUCCUCUCGCUCCUGGGUUACUGAUGCUGUCCCGUGUUCGCCGCUUCAUCCAUUCCUCCUCCGUCGCUCUCUCCUCAUCCAGAGGUUCAUCGCGUCUCAUGGAAGCUGCUUCCAGUCGGCCAGUCGAGGCUUCCAUUCGCACCAAACUGACUCAGGGUCUCGAACCGGAGCACCUGGAGGUGCUGAAUGAGAGCCACAUGCAUGCCGUGCCUCCGGGCUCUGAGUCGCACUUCAGGGUGCUGGUGGUGAGCUCUCGCUUCGAGGGCUUGUCGCUGCUGCAGCGUCACCGCCUGGUCAACGAGACCCUGAGCCACGAGCUGAGCACCAGCGUUCACGCUCUCGCCAUCCAGGCCAAGACGCCCGAGCAGUGGAGCAGCAACCCGAGCGUGGCCAAGAGCCCGCCCUGCCUUGGAGGAUCCAAACACGACAGCACGGUGGCGGAGAAGCUCAAGUCGGGACUUGACUGAUCUGAUCCUGACCCUGAGAACUUUCCUUCCAGAAAACACUUGAUAGAAAUGUUUAAAUUUACUGCAAUUUAUUUAAUAAUAAGAUUUGGAGAGCGGCAGGUAGCAGUUCAGUAGUGAUUGAGCGCUGUGUGAUUUGUUUCCGCGUGUGUUGUCUAUGUUUUGUUGGACUUUGAACACGUCACACUGAAUAAAAGUGUAAAUGUGUACAAUUAUUCUGAUUUCCCUUGUCCUUCUGAUUGUCUUUAAAAAUGUAGCAGAUGAUUAAAACGUUGGAAAUCCAUGAACAAAAACGUUUACAAUGAUUCUUUUUGUGAAAAUUCAUAAAAUAUUGAAAAAUAUUUGUAGUGGAACAAUUAUGCAUUCAUCUGUUGUCCUGUGAAGACAUGUCUAUGUUGUUAUGAAUGACCUCAAAAUAAAAUGAACAAAAUGAACAAAA